AUGGCUGACCAUAGACCGGCUCCGAGAAGUAGCCGAGACAUUCGCCUCUCGACCGCGACCAUGAGAGCACUCAACUCUCAACGCCUACUGCCAAGAACGAGCAUCUUUCAUAGUAAUGCUCGAAACUAUCAUUUUAUUUUUUUCAUCCUAAUAUUUUUCCUACUUCACGGUGUAUCGUCGCGAAGUGUAUCCCACGAUGAUAUUGACAACAUCGAGAAGAUAACAUUGGAAUCGUCAGCUCAGAAGGUCGAUCAGGUAAGAUUUAACAAAACGAGCCAAGAGAAACUUUUAGGAUCGAUCGAUCCUCGCGAAAAUGAAAAUAAAUUGCUCGAGGAUAAUGUCAAGAAAAUGGAAAAGAAUUUAGAUAAGGAUGAUACAUCUGUUGCGAAAAAAAGACGACGAAACGAUCUUACGUUGACCGUUAAAAGUGAAGUCCAAGAAACUAAUCCAAGAUUUAUUAUCGGUCAUACCGAUGUUGAUGUCACCAAGAACGAAGGUAUUCGUAGAUUUGACGCUGAAGUAGAAUCAGUCGACGAGAUUGAAUUACCAAGUAACGAUCAAUCUUCGAAGAUCAAUGCAGAUCAGAAUAACGGAUUAGUCAAAGGUGAACGUUCGCAGAAAAAGGCUAUUAAGGUUGAUGACGUGAAGAACAACGAUGAUUUUAUUUUAGACACUCCGGUUGAAUUAAACAAUCAAAAAGUUGAGGUUUCUAAAAUUGAUGACGUGAAGAAAAACGAUGAUAUUAUUUUAGACAGUCGACAAGUUGAGGUACCUAAAGUAGAUACUGAUAAUAUUUUAACGAUAAAGGAAGAUAUACGUAAUAAUCUUCGAAGUUUGGUAGCCAAUGAGGAAAACGUUUCAGAAAUUGAUCGUGAGAAAGAACAAAGUUCAGUAAUAAUUGGCGAAUCAAUUGAAUCGAAAAGAAAUCAAAGGUACUUAGAGGAAACUCGAGGUAAGUUCAAGCACAAAAGCUCAACAGUGUAUUUGAGUGCCGAGGAAGGUUCCGAAAGCCCUGAUAGCGAAGAGAAAUCGAUCGUUGAUAGCCAAAUUAAAAAGUUGAUAUCUAUUCGCGACGAUGCAUUAGGCUUGGUAAGCGAUAAUGUUAACAAUAAGCAAAAUGUUGACGAAGAUAAAGUUCUUCAACCAGUAAAAUUACUUGGAAUCGAUGAUGUGAUCGUAACGGAGGAUAACGUUGACGACGUUAGAAAUCAACGCAGUAAUUUUCCGAAUUUACCAGAUACAGAUUCUCAAUAUAUAAUAGAUUAUCGUCUUCAAAUAUUAAAGGACCAGGCAAUAUUGCUUCAAGAACAAAUAAAAAAUCGUACCUUCGUGAAAUAUUUAAAAGAAAAUGCGAUCGAUAUACUUCCGGAAAUGUCGAAAUUUAAUGAAAAUCAAUUGUUGGAUACUUUGAGAAAUUUGGUAUCGAAGAAAAAAUUGACGAAUUUGAAUCAAUCGUAUUCCAAUCUUUUGAACGAAACAGAUUUGACCGAAACUCAGGAAAAUAUAAUCAAGUGCGCAGAACAAUUGAUCGAAGUAGAACAAAGACAAUCUUUCGUUAACAACAUGUUCGAGUGUAUUAGGGGAUUCAGUGUGUUAAAUUGUCUGAGGAUUUUUAUGUUGCCGAUCCUAAUCGAUAACAUUCCACUAGCAAUCAAUGAAGGCUUUGGAUCUAAUUUGCCUAUAGAAAUAAAUUUACUUGAUCUCUUUCAAGGUAAUCGAGAAAAAAUCGAUAGAUCUUCCUCCAACGUUUAUCAAAAAAGAUAUUUAACACCUGAAUCGGUCGUACUUUCGAUAUUAAAACAAGCUUUAGAAUCACGCAUCGAUGUAGACAAGUUACCAUACUUCAUCGACUCGAAAAAUGAAACUUUCCAAAAAUUAUUGACACCAGGACAACUAGAGAUUCUUCAAUUAGGCGAGAAACUCUUACCAUUCGAUUUACGUCGUGAAUAUACCGAUAAAAUGUUUUCCUGUGUACGAAGAUUUGAAUAUCUCAGUUGUUUAAGAUAUUUCGCUUGGCCCAUGAUGAAACAAUAUUUCCCGAGUCUACCACUCUUUCCAGAUUAUCAAAUUUGGUAUCCGAGUAUUACCAUAGUACCCGAAUAUCCGAUCGUUCCAUUUCCUAACUUUUCUGACGAGGUCGGAGAACUUCCCGAGGUCGUCGAUUCCGAUGCCACCAGAAUGAGAAAGCCUACACCGGAAACAGUGAUUAUACACGUUUUGCAGAAUACUUUGAAGGACUAUCAUCCAAGAGUAGAAUCAACAUCGAUUCCCUUUCAAGAACCAACAAAUUUUUAUACCGCCGUAAUUCCUCCAGAUCAAUUAAUAACCAUACAAAUGGCUGAAGAAUUUAUCCCAAUCUCUCAUCGGCCGGAAUUUGUUCAAAAAACUGUUCGGUGUAUACAAGAGUAUAAUUAUUUGACCUGUAUGAAAUAUUCGACUUGGCCAACCGUUAAACAGUACAUUCCACAGCUUCCAGAUUUCUCUUCGUUCUUCCCAGGUUUUUCCGAUUUUUUCUCACUUUUGCCUAGUUUACCAAAUAUAACUAUACCACAACAAAUUUCACAGGUGGUACCUGUACAACAGAUUCCACAGGUUCCACAGAUUCCACAGGUUCCACAGAUUCCACAGAUACCAACCGAAUUGCCUAGUUCUAACAUAUUAUAUAGAAAAGCUGAUGAUAUUAAUUUGAAUUUGGAAUCUAAAAUCAUCGAAACAUUGGAACACGUUCGAAACACUUUAAGAAGUACAAAUAAGAUUCCUACGCAAACCGUUUCUGGAAACGUGAUAAUCCUGACGACUUUAACAGAUAAACAAUUUAAAAUAUUAAAAUUGUCCGAAAGUAUUCUUCCGCCGUCCGCUCGUGCAACAUUCUUGGCACAAGUUCUUACAUGUAUUCAAGAUAGAAACGAUUUUAUGAAUUGUACAGAAAAUGUCAUCUGGCCAUCGAUCGCAUAUUACGCACCAAAUUUGCCAGAAUUUUCGCAAAUAGAAAUACAAAAUUCAUCGAACGAAUUUUCAUCUUUAGAUAGUUUAAAGAAGAACAAAGAAAUUUUGCAAAACUCGACGGAUAAUAUUGAAGAACCGAUUAAUUCUGAUGCUCUAGGAAAGUCAGCAGAAAAAAUCAUGUCCAGAACGUCUGGUCAAAAUGAGAUUAUUUCUAAAACAAUUUCUCAAGAAAGUAAUGUUCCUGUAAUUAGUAUAACUGGUACAAGAUUCGUGCCAAUAUAUACGGAACAUCCCGAGUCCGUCAUACUAAACAUCUUAAAAAAGAUUCAACAAUCUUCUGCGAAUAUGGUUAAUGCAUCAACAAAGGAAACUACCAAAACGCAACUUUUUUACGAUAUAUUAAACGCACAACAACAAUUAAUUAUUAAAAUUACGGAAAAUUUGAUUCCCGAAUCAGCCAGAGCUGAAUUCGUAGAUAACAUCAUGAAAUGUAUUAACGAAUACAAUUUCAUACUUUGCUCGAGGGACAUUCUUUGGCCUACGUUGAUUGAUUAUUUCCCAGGAGUUCCUAAUUUCCCAAAUUUUGGUAUAUUUUCCAACGCACCAAUUAAUGGAAGUCCCAUACCUUCUCUUCCGUCGCAUAAUCUAACGGAAGACAGUUCGAGUGCUGAAGCUUCUCAUCUUUCGGAAACAAAUGUUAAAACCGGACAACAUGGAGACGCAACAGUGACAAUAACAGACACGAGAUUUGUUCCGAUUUUCACCGAACAUCCUGAAGCUAUUAUCUUGAAUAUUUUGGAAGCAGUAAGAUUCUCUACGCCUAAUUUACCACGCAUCGAAUCUACGACGAAAAAGGAAGAUUUAUCUCAAUAUUUCACGGAUAGGCAAUCUAUAAUUAUUCAAACAGCAGAGUGUCUUUUACCAGAAUCCGAACGUAUUGCUUUCAUUAAGAGAAUAACCAUUUGCAUUCAAAAAAAUACAUUUUUAGAAUGCACUAAAGAUAUCACUUGGCCAACCGUUCAUCAGUUUUUUCCCAGAUUGCCAAGUUUCCCUGAAUUUAGGAUUUCACAAAAUAUACCUAGAACGAAGUUACACUUUUCAAUAAAUUUGGAUACACCAGAUAAAUCCGAUCUUAUUAACGAGCAAACUUCAAUAGAAUACUUUCAGAAAAACAUAGAAGAGAUUUUAGAAGAAAUACUAAUUAAAAACUCUAAACCACGACUUGAACAUUCCUACUUGGAUAUCAAUAAUCCCAUAAUACAAACUAUGUUUACAAAACAACAAGUCGAUAUUAUCAGACUCGUCGAACAAGGUUUACCAGAUCCUGUAAGACCAACAUACAUUAAAAAAUUGUUAGAAUGUAUGCGAAAUAAUAAUUUUAUUGGCUGCAGUCAACACGUUAGUUGGCCUACUUUGAAAGUUUACCUCCCAUCUUUACCAAAUUUUCCUCAAUUUGGCGAGUACUUUUCUCAGCUGCCUGACAUCAGUCAACUACCAGGCAUAUCAGGAGUUCCUCAAUUACCCGGUAGCUUACCAUUGGCUGAAAUACCUAAUUUACCACUUCCACCUAGUAUCCCUUCUCUUCCGGGUGGUAUUUCACAGGUACCAGGAGUAAUUCCUCAAAUACCAGAACAAGUGGGUCAAUUUUUUGGUCUACCACAAUUUGGAAAUAUACCAGUAGCUGUUAAAACGAUUGAAUAUCCGAAAGAGUUAUUAUCUACUGUACAACAAUCAUCGGCUAAAAUGUUUGAUUCAAAAAAGGCAAACCAGCCAUUGGUACCAUCGUCCACACCGUCAGUAGAAAUGUUGCUGGUCCCUUUGGUACUGGGCUUGGCCCUGCCUAUCAUAGGCGAAUAUAUUCCACCUGGGCCAAGAUUUACGUGUCCCAAAGUACCAACUGAUAUUUAUCCUUGUACUUGUAUUCGUGGAAGUGACAGAGGACUUUACAUUCAUUGCGAAAAUACAAAUUUAGCCAGCUUGAGUUUGGCUUUUGCUAAUUUGGGGAACGAGGGUAUGCCCAUCGAAGAAUUAGUUCUGUAUAAAUGCAAUAUCGGACGUUUCUAUGGACCAGCUCUUUAUCCAUUGGAUGUAAGAGUCCUAAAGUUUAUUGACACACCUUUGAAAUUAAUCGAGGAACACAGUUUUCUUGGUGUGAACAGAACUCUUCAGGAACUUUAUCUGAUAAAUAGUCGUCUGGAAAAGUUCCCACGGGAAGCACUGCAAAUUUUAGGUAAUCUCAGUAUUUUAAGUAUUGCUGGACAUCGUAUUGUUAUUUUACCAGGGAAUAGUUUUGCCGAAAGUGCUGCAGCAGCUAAAUUAGAAAAAUUAGAAAUCAGUAACGGAACUAUAUCCUCUUUACCAGUCGAAGCUUUACAACCUCUGAAAAAAAUGAAAACGUUGGAUCUUCAUGACAAUAAAAUCAAAGAUUUAAAAAGAAAUCAAUUUAAAGGACUCAGAGAUACUGAAUUUCUCGAUUUGUCUUACAAUUUGAUUGACAAAUUGGACGGGUCUCAUCUUGCCGAUCUUACCAAAUUGGGAUGGUGUAAUUUUUCUCACAAUGCUAUCUCAGACUUGAAGAGGGGAACGUUUGCAAGAAAUUCUGUCUUGAAGGUUCUAAAUUUGAGUCACAAUAAAAUCAGGAAACUCGAUUCAAAUACAUUCCGUGGCAUGCGCUUCCUAAGACGUUUGUUUUUAAGUAACAAUCAAAUUAACGAAGUAGGCCGUGGUACUUUCGGUUCGAUUACCAGAAUCGGUACCAUCGAUUUAUCACGAAAUUUUAUCAAGAAAGUCGAUUAUCAAAUGUUCCAUCAGCUACAAUUUGCCGAGCUCAUAGACGUAUCUGAGAAUUUCGUGACAACUGUGGAGAAAUUAGCAUUCAAGGAUCUUUUCUUAGCGAAAGUGAAUCUAUCGCAUAAUGAAAUUGCAACGAUAGAGCCUGGGGCAUUUGAGAACUGCGCCAAUAUCACUUCACUCGAUCUGAGUCACAACAAACUCGAGAAUAUUUCGAAAUAUUCCUUCGAUAGUUCAACGUACGCUACCGAACUACUACUCAGCUAUAAUCUGUUCACCUCGUUGGGUCAGGUACCAUUGCAUAACAUGACUGGAAUAAAAGUUCUCAACGCAUCUCACAACUUGAUACAUUCGGUACCACGUCAAACAUUUCCAAAGCUCUACGAGCUUCACACCAUUGAUUUGUCUUACAAUAAUCUCUCGGAUAUACAUAAUGGAGUUUUUCAAACGCUCUUUAGCUUACGAUUUUUAAAUCUCGCUCAUAAUUCUUUGGAAAAGAUAAAACCAUCAACGUUCGGUCCAUUGCCAACAUUACUCGAAUUGGAUAUGAGCUACAAUCAACUCAACGAUAUAGCACGUGGUAGUUUAACCAGAUUAGCCAGUUGCAGAACCAUAACCGUGAAGAAUAAUCGACUGAACAAAAUAUUCCAAUUGCCAAACUCGUUGGGUCACUUGGACUUUUCAGAAAAUAUGCUCGAAGAAAUACCAACGUUGGAAGUAUGGCCUACGAUGAACGCUCUCCUUUCGUUGGAUCUUUCGAGGAAUCGACUAGGCGAUAAUCUUCGCCAUGGGAGCUUCGAAAACCUGUUGACCUUGAGGACCUUGAACCUGCAAGCGAAUAAUAUAUCCGUACCACCGUGGGAAGCCUUAAGUACUUUGAGCAGUUUGCAAUAUCUCUACUUGCAGGACAACCAUUUAACACAAAUCGGCAAAGCAGCAUUCGGUCGUUUACCGAUCGUUUUCGAAUUGAAUCUUGCCAAUAAUCAAAUUCAAAAUAUAAGUAAUCGUGCUUUCGAAGGUCUACUGCAAUUAUUGACUUUAAAUUUAACAAACAAUAAUAUCAGUUACAUACCAAACGGAGCGUUUCAAGGAUUAGUUUCUUUAAGAAUGCUCGAUCUAUCCUACAACAAAUUAGAAAGAUUGGAUAAUAAAACUCACGGAUUGUUAGAUGAUUGUCUGUCAUUAGAACGAGUCAAUCUUAGUCAUAACAAAAUUUCUUUCAUCACGAGAAAAAUGUUACCCAAUGAUCCUUGGAUUCCAUACAGAUUGAAAGAAGUGGACCUUUCAUACAAUACAAUGCCCGUGGUAACGUUCGAAUUAACAAUCGGCGGAAAAAAGCUUCAAUAUUUAAACCUAAGUCAUAACAAUAUUAAUGAAAUUCGACGUUAUGUAAUCGGUAAUCUUACAGCUUUGCAAUCGUUAGAUUUAUCUUACAAUGACAUCAGUGAUAUUUCAGAACCAAAAGUUUUUGAACCACCAAAUAAUUUAACUUAUUUGUAUCUAAGUCACAAUCACCUAACUUAUUUACCAAUGUAUAAAAUUGUACCGAUGCCAAACUUAAUGCUUUUGGAUUUAGAAAUGAAUCAAAUUGGCGUCUUCGAUGAGAGUUACAUGAAGAUUAUUCAAAAUGGCACGAGAAUUCGAUAUUUAGGAAAUUCAUUGCAUUGCGACUGUCACGUUCGACCAUUGAAGAGAUGGUUGAACACAUUCAGUGAAAUACCUGCAGAAUGGUCUAACGUAACAUGCAAAAGUCCAAGUUUCCUUUCCGAGAAGUUACUUUCUGAAAUCACAGAAGAUCUAAUGGGAUGUAGUACUAGAGAAAUAUACGAGAAUGAACAAUUGGAUAUAAACCCCGAUGUGAAAUAUAGAAAUAUCGAGUAUGACAAAGAAGAUAAGAGUUGGAAGGCUACUUGGUACGUGACAUCGCGAGAAGACAUCGGCGACUUUUAUGUAGUUGUACGAGAGUCGGGAAGUAGCAAGUCAACGAUCGAAAAGGACCUCGUUUACAAUGCCAGAUCGUAUAAGAUUCAAGAUCUACCUGGAUCAAGAAACAAGUACGAGCUUUGCGUACUGGCAAGAGACUCCGAAGGAAACGUUAAACAUUUUAGAGAAUCGCAAUGUCGGAUACUGAACGAACAAACUUACGGGAGUUCGACGCAUUUAAAAAGCAGUUUCUCUUUAAUCGCGAUCGUCCUUUCUUUUCGUAUAAUAAUCCUUUGA
Polistes canadensis is the source of this 7956-nucleotide messenger RNA. RefSeq lists its product as uncharacterized. Gene Ontology annotation, cellular component: plasma membrane. Gene Ontology annotation, molecular function: protein binding. The transcript has 13 exons. The record is from RefSeq and is a predicted model, not a curated record. NCBI's taxonomy places the organism in Eukaryota, Metazoa, Arthropoda, Insecta, Hymenoptera, Vespidae. The coding region runs from base 1 to 7956 and encodes 2651 amino acids.